UUAUUAGUGCCAUUUCACGAUCUGUGCUAUAAAGUGAUUAUUAACCGUCUAAUGUGUUUGUUUACAGUUCGGUUUUCUUAAUUAGUUUUAUUCGAGCAUCUGGAUUAGCUUAAUGUGAAUUAUCGUUCUCUCGGAAGGUUAUUUGGAUUCCACUGAUUUAUAGUCAUAUAUUUUGGUGAACCUGUUUUCGCAUACAUGGAGUUCCAGUUGGACAGUGCGGAAUAUUGCCAGGCUCAACACAAAUAAACUAGUCACGAGAGCAAAUAACUAAAUCACUGAACUUAGUCAUUUUGCAACGUUGCCAUAGUUUAUUGGAUUUACCUCAAAAAGCCAAAUAAGCUGUGCGUCGUAACAAUAUUCUAAUGAGCUUAUUCUAAUUGUCGAGUUUUUUUACAUUGCUGAAGCAUAUCAACUAGUGUAAAUAACUACCUGAAGCAAGUUACUUAAGUUAUUCAAUUAAUUUCCGUUUCCUUUCGAGAGACUGAUUUUCUAAUCGAGGGUGUAGCAGCCUAUAUAUAAGCCAAUAAAUUUAAAAUUAGUGACUGAAUUCAUUUUGAAACAUUUUGGAAUGUCUACCGGGAUCAUGAGGCAAAAGGAUAUCCGACCAGCACCCUCUGAAAUCGAAUACAAAGGGCUCAACUUUUUAAUCACUGAUAGACCAUCUGACCAAAACAUCCUUCUUUACAUUCAGGAAUUACAAAAACACAAGGUUACAGCGGUGGUGCGGGUGUGCGAGCCAUCCUACAAGACCGACGAGUUAAACCAAGUGAACAUUGAGGUAUUUGACUUGAUGUACGACGACGGCACAUUCCCGCCCAACGAUAUAGUCGAGCAAUGGUUCAAGGUCCUGAAGAAACAGUUCAAGGCACAUCCAGAUGGUUGUGUUGCAGUCCAUUGCGUCGCUGGCCUCGGUCGUGCGCCGGUAAUGGUCGCGCUUGCGCUUAUCGAACUUGGCCUUAAGUAUGAGGAGGCUGUCGAGCUUAUUAGAGAGAAAAGGCGAGGUGCAAUAAAUGCAAAGCAAUUGGCGUUCCUGGAAAAGUACCGUCCGAAAUCACGCCUAAAACCCAAAAACGGACGACACAAUUCCUGCUGCGUUCAAUAAGUAAAAAAUCUCCACAUAGAAUUUAUGAUAUACUUAAUAUAUGUGUUCAUCUCUUUAAAAAAAUAUACAGGACACUCCUAUAGAUAUGUCUUAAAAAUAUGUGUGAAAUAUACGUAAAAAUUAAAACCGCUUUCUCUAUUUGGUUAAAAAAAAAUCAAAAAUUAUUUUCAAUUGAUGUGGAACAUGUCUUAGAAUUAAAGAGAUUAAUGACAUUAGGAUAAAUAUGUAUACUUGUUGAUUGGUUUCGGCUGUAAAAGAUAUGUUCUUAAAUUUUAAAACGGUAGUGAUGUAAAUGUGCGUAAAACUCAGCAGUAAAUUUUAAGUUCUAUUAUAAUUAUUAUUUCGGUUUUUAUCUUUAAUACUGCUUUUAUAUUAAAGAUAUACAAAACUCACGUUAUAUUUUAAUGAAUGUAAAUGUUAACGAUUAUUUUGUAUUUUUUUUUAUUCAGUGAUUUUUUUUUGACGAGUACAUACUAGUUCUUUUUCUUUACUAUUAAGGGACUUCUGACUUAUGUAAUAACUAUUUAUAAUUAUUAUCCCUCUGAUAGAAUUCUUAGUUAUAUUGUUUGACUGCAUCCAGUGACAUUUUUGAACAUGUAAUAUUAUUUACAGGAUCCCUCUGCAUUCAUUCGUUACCCUAUCACCCAGGAUUGAUUUUAAUCAAUAUGUAUAUUUGGUUAUAUAUAAUAAUUAUUUGAAGUCCUUACAUGAAUAUUUCAUCACGUUAGCUUUCAAGAUUUUUAUUGUAGACCCUAAAAAAUAUAUUUUAAUAUUAUGGGUA
Molecule: messenger RNA, 1883 nt
Organism: Anthonomus grandis grandis
Lineage: Eukaryota; Metazoa; Arthropoda; Insecta; Coleoptera; Curculionidae
Product: PRL-1 phosphatase
Exons: 4
Coding region: 569-1102 (177 amino acids)
Biological process (GO): protein dephosphorylation
Cellular component (GO): nucleus
Molecular function (GO): protein tyrosine/serine/threonine phosphatase activity
Source: RefSeq, a predicted model, not a curated record